Molecule: messenger RNA, 7429 nt
Organism: Mya arenaria
Lineage: Eukaryota; Metazoa; Mollusca; Bivalvia; Myida; Myidae
Product: alpha-mannosidase 2x-like
Exons: 26
Coding region: 110-3712 (1200 amino acids)
Biological process (GO): N-glycan processing; protein deglycosylation; mannose metabolic process
Cellular component (GO): Golgi membrane
Molecular function (GO): carbohydrate binding; alpha-mannosidase activity
Source: RefSeq, a predicted model, not a curated record
CUGCUAUUGGCUGCUAGCUUGCUGUCAGUGUCAAAUUAUCGAUUUCCAAUUUAUUUCACGUCUGGAGAAACCUUUAACUUGGCACAUAAAGAAGAUCUAACCUAACACAAUGAAGAAAUAUAUGGCAGUAUGGGGUGCUCUGUUUUUCUGUGUUGUUUGUCUGUCCCUCUAUCUCAUGUUAGAAACACUGAACACAUCGCCAGGACGUUACACAGACAUUGAUGCAGAGUCACUAGCCCACUUCGAGCAGAAAGUCAGCGAUAUACAAGAAGAUAUUAAACGCAACCAGAUAGUAAUCGACCAGAUAAAAGCUGCUGUGAAAGACAUUCCCAAAGAUGAUAACCAGAAUAUAGAAAAACUCCAGGACCUAAUUGACAAACAGAAUGCCAAAUUAAAGUUCCAUAAGAACAAGGUCAUAGAGAUGCAACAGAAACCUAAACAGCCAGUAGACGUAGAGAAAUAUGUUCCUGCCACCCUGAAAGAAAUUCAGCUGCAGAAUCCUCCAGGCAAGAUCCCUGCCACUGGAGAGGAAGCCUUUGUUAGCCUCAGGAAGCCGGUUCCCGCUUCAAAAGAGAUGUGCAGCUGGGUUCAAACACCAAGCAAGAAACCAGACAUUCAGAUCGAGGAUGUAGUGAAAGAUCUUCCCUUUGACAACCCUGAUGGUGGAGCGUGGAAACAAGGCUGGAAUGUUACAUACCCGGCGGCCAAGUGGAACCAGGGAAAUAAACUGAGAGUUUUUGUUGUGCCCCACUCACACAAUGAUCCAGGCUGGGUGAAGACUUAUGACAAGUAUUACACGGAGCAGGUGCGGCACAUCCUGAACAACAUGCUGGAGAAGCUGGAACAACACCCUAAGAUGAAGUUCAUGUAUGCAGAGAUUUCUUUCUUCCAUAUCUGGUGGAACGAACUGGAUGAAUCCAAGAAAAACAGGGUCCGGAGACUGUUUGAGGAUGGUAGGCUAGAGAUUGUGACUGGAGGCUGGGUUAUGAAUGAUGAGGCUAACACCCACUAUUUUGCAAUGUUGGACCAGCUCCUAGAAGGACAUCAAUGGCUUGAUGGAACACUCGGUGUUAAGCCAUCCUCUGGCUGGGCAAUUGAUCCAUUCGGCCAUACACCGACUAUGGCGUACCUGCUUAGACGUUCAGGGUUCAACAGUAUGCUGAUUCAGCGAGUUCACUAUGCCUUAAAAAAACACCUGGCUAAAAAUAAACAGCUGGAGUUCAUGUGGAGACAAAACUGGGAUAAAGAGGGUAAUACAGACAUGCUGUGUCACAUGAUGCCCUUCUACUCAUACGACAUACCCCACACAUGCGGUCCCGAGCCAGCUGUCUGUUGUCAGUUUGACUUCCGACGUUUGCCUGGCAGUUCAUACUCCUGUCCAUGGCAUGCUGCACCAAAGCCUAUUACAGAUUCUAAUGUCGCUGAAAGGGCUCGACUGAUUAUUGACCAAUGGAAAAAGAAAGGCUCCCUGUAUAAAAGCAACUCCGUAUUUGCUCCUCUGGGUGAUGAUUUCAGGUAUGACAAGGCGGACGAAUGGGACCUUCAAUAUGUGAACUAUCAGAAGAUCUUUGACUACCUUCAACAACACCCUGAACUUGGUGUAGAGGCCCAGUUUGGAACUCUCUCAGACUACUUCAAAUCCAUCUAUGAAGAGUCAAAGGUGAAACCAGGAGAAAAGCCGACAGAUUUCCCCACCCUUGUCGGGGAUUUCUUCACCUACGCUGACAAAGACGACCAUUACUGGUCCGGCUAUUUCACUUCUAGACCUUUCCAGAAAAAUCUGGACAGAGUAAUGGAGAGUCAUUUGAGGGCUGCGGAAAUUAUUUUCUCCAUGGCAUUGACGGUAUCUAGGCAACAGAAGGCACUCAACAAUUUCCCAGCUACUGUUAUGAUGGACAGACUGAUUCAGGCGCGCAGGAACCUUGGGCUGUUCCAACACCACGAUGGAAUCACUGGAACAGCCAAGGACUUUGUGGUCGUGGAUUACGGAAACAGGCUUCUGAAGUCGCUGGAGGAUACGAAACAUGUGAUCAAGGACUGUGCCACAUAUCUGAGUCUCGCCGGCAAGGAAAACUUCCGGAUGGGUAGUAAUGAACAGCCGGCUUUGUUUGAUAUUGAUGAGACGAGAGAAGCACAUGAUGCCUUGCCCGUGCCCAAGGUCAUUGAUGUCGGAGAAGAAGGGGACGACUCAAGACUGGUUUUGCUUUACAACUCACUAGCCCACGAGAGAGACCAGGUUGUCAGCAUACAUGUGUCAUCGCCACAUGUCAUGGUUCAAGAUGAAAACAACAAGCCAGUGCUUGCCCAGGUUGCGCCUGUCUGGGAAAAAGAUGAUAUAAUAGCGGAGAAUGUGUACAAGGUCUCAUUUAGAGUAACCAUCCCUGGACUGGCAAUUAGCAAAUACAUGGUUAAACGUGUGGCAGAGACCUCAAACAGCAACACCAUUCCUGUAUCCAUCUUGGUUCUAAAUGUUCAGUCAGAUGCACCAAUUGAGCGGGCACCCUUUUCCAUACAGAAAACAGAGGCCCGAGACUUUACCCUGGAGAACCCUUACAUGAAGGCCACCUUUAGGGGAGCUAAUGGUUUAUUGAAUACGGUGGUAACAAAAGAAGAUGGGAGUAUUCGAAGCACAAAGCUGGACUUUGUCAUGUAUGGAACGAAGAACCACAAUGGUGAUCGCAGUGGGGCAUAUCUCUUCCUGCCUGAUGGAAGCUCUAGGCCCCUCCCAGACCAUACUCCUCCAGUUAUUCAUGUGGUCAAAGGCCCAGUUGUGUCGGAAGUCCAGGUGUACUUUAACCUCGUCACCCAUGUUGUCCGUCUGUAUAACUCCUCUGGUGUUGAUGGCAUAUCCUUAGAUAUACAGAACAUUGUGGACAUCCAGUCACAGAGAAAUAUGGAGGUAGCUGUCCGAAUUACAACAGAUGUAGAAAAUGCGGAGCGAGAAUUUUACACAGACCUGAAUGGCUUCCAUAUGCAAAAACAUCGCUACUACGACAAACUCACCCUGCAGGGCAAUUUUUACCCGAUGCCCACCAUGGCUUUCAUAGAGGACAGUAAACACAGAGUUACUGUUCUUUCUGCUAACUCACUGGGAUUCGCCAACACACAACCAGGUGUGAUGGAGGUGAUGCUGGAUCGAAGAUUGAACCAGGAUGAUAGCCGGGGACUGGGUCAAGGGGUCACUGAUAGUAAACAAACGCCCAGUAGAUUUAAACUGCUGUUUGAAACCAGGGCCAGUGGAGCGUAUAGCCCCACCAAUCCACUCGCAUUCCCCUCCCUUCUGGCACAUCACACAUCCCUACAGCUCAUACAUCCUGUAUUUACCAUUCCUGCAAAUACUGGGCACCAUUCUAAAUACCCACAAUUCUCAGCCUUCUCCCCAUUGGCUACUCAGCUGCCAUGUGACACUCACAUGGUCAACCUAAGGACCAAUCAGAAUGCAGAUGAUGGGAAAGAUAGACUGGUACCAAAACAUUCUGCUGCAUUGUUUCUACAUAGACUGGGUUAUGACUGCAACUUUGUAAACAAGGGUUUGGCCUGUAGUGAAGGCAGUGGAGAGGUUGUGUUAUCCAACAUGUUCAGGAAUAUGCAGAUCACAGUUGCUCAACAAGUGUCCUUGACCUUGAUGUAUCAUGAGGCGGACCUUGACACCACUGGGUCAAUCGAUCUUGACCCUAUGGAAAUAGGGUCGUAUGUUGUGACAUUACAAUAAGCUAAUCUUCUUCACACUUCUGGGUCAAUCCACCUUGACCCCACAGGAAUGGGUCAUAUGUUGUGACAUAACAAUAAGUCAGUGUGACAUUGCAACAAGAUGCCUAUUCGACCCUGCUGUUAUAUUGCUGUGACAUUGAUACAGUUGAAAUUGUAUUGUAAUUUGCGAAUUUGCAAUAGACACGUUUGAAGACUAAUGUUGGUUGGCAAUAAAUAUGCCAUACAGAUCCAGUAGGAAUAAGGAAUACACAUUGUGUCCCUUGAAGAAAAAAACAUUCCAAUUUUUAUUGUCAUUGAUACCAUGGUAAUUGUGUCUUAUAUGUUUGACCUUGUAACACAGAAUGGAAUACACUGAGUUCAACUGUGCACCUUGGUAAUUGGUUCAUAAAUUGUUACUAUGCAAUGUGUUGGUCAUAUAUAUAGCUUUUUUAUUUCUGAGGUCUGACCUAAUGUCACCUAAUAGUUAAAAAUGAACAUUGUAUGAUACAUUAUGACUUUGGGGUCAAAUGGGUCAUGUGCUAUUUAUGACCUUGACCUGUAAUUGCCUUUAAUAAAAUAAAUAUAUAAUUACUGAUAGAAUAUGAUCUUAACAGCUUAAAAACAUAAUAUUUUUCAAACCAUGCUAGGCUGUAAAGUGGUAAAAUAAGUGGAUGUAAUUAAAGUUGAGUGAGCUAUUUUUGGCCUUAACCUGUAAUUGGGGUCAGGUUUAUUUAUAUUAUUUAUUCCAUAUUUAUUAUAUGGAUAUUUGUUGAUUUUAUGUUGAUACAUAACACUGUGAUUUUUCUUGUUUUUUGGGAAUUUGAGUUUUUAAUAUUGUUUGACAUUUUUGUCGAAUAUUAACUUUUGACACAAUAAUAAAGUUUUAAAAUAUUAAUUUUAGUGGUUGCAUUUUAAAGAAUUUUAUUUAUUAAGAAUAUAUUCAACAUAUAAAAUGCUGAAAUGCAUGUUUUAAUAAUAGUUGUAUUUUAUUGGUUGUAUUUAUGAAAGCAUUUUGUAUUUUUAUGUGAAUAUUGCGCUCAAUUUGUUUUUUCUUUUAUGUGUUUGUUUUAAUACAGUUAAGUGUUGUUUUUCUGCGGUAGUGAAAUUUAGAAUAAGGGCUCUGAUUUGUGGUUUUUUUUCAACUUGUUUAAUACAUGUACUUGAAUUGUAAUUAAUUAUAUUAAUUAGUUAUCUAUUAAUUAAAUAAUAAAUACAUCUUUAGCUCAUUUAAAAAAAAAAUAAGGUGGCUUACUACUCCCCCAUUAUCGUCAGCGACUGGGCUAAGGUGUUAAAGCUAUAUGGCAUUUUCUCUUAUAACAUAAAUACCCUUCAUUCAGUUCACUCAAUACUUCGCACAGUUGUUCAGGACCAUCACACAAUGAGGUAACAUAACUCCAUAUUUUCCUAAAGACAAAUUAUGGCUUCUGCUUGAUUUAGAAACCUAGGUUCAAGUUUUAGGGCAAGUUGGGAGUUGUACUAAUAGAAGCUUAGGUUAAAGUUUUGGGGCACAUUGUGUCAGGUUAAAGUUUUGGGGCACAUUGUGUCAGGUUAAAGAUUUGGGGCACAUUGUGUCAGGUUAAAGUUUUGGGGCACAUUGUGUCAGGUUAAAGUUUGAGGGCAAGUUGGGAGUUGUACUAAUAACUUGAAUACCCUUGAUUCAAUUGACUUAAUACUUCACACAGUUAUUAACGACCAUCUUACAAUUAGGUUACAUGACUCCAUGUUAACCCUAAAUACAAAUUAUGGCUCUUGGUUGCCUUUUUUUCACUUCUCUACUUGUUUUUUUUUAGUGCUUUAGACAUUUUUAACCAGGUUUUCCCAAAUUAAAUGUUACAUCAUUAUUGUAAUCAUUUCUAAGACAAAGCAGCGCAUAGUUGGGUGUGCUGUCUUAUGACAGCUCUUGCUGAUAAUCAUUUCAUCUCAUUGACGGAUAAUAGGUUUAAAUCGCAUCUCUUCAAAAAUAGUUCUGCUUUCAAACAAAUUUAUUGUUUUUUUCAAUGGUUGCAAUUUAAUGCUCUUUACUGGACAUUUAAAAAGAUGCAGUAUUUAUUUUAUUUUAUGGAAUGUUUUGUUUCAAAUUUAUGAGGCUUAAAAAAACUUGUAAACAAGAGAUUAAACAUUUUAUAACAAUAAUACAUUUUAUUGAUUCAGUGAUAGAAAUACCUAAAAAUCUACAGGACUGUCCAUGCAUUUAGAUGAUAUCGUUCCGUUUAAUAUAUUUUUACAAUACCAAAAUAACAUUCGGUAAAAUAGUAUAUCAAAUAACGGUACUACAAAAAGAAAAAUGAACUGUAUAGUUUAAAGACUCAUAGUUUCAAAUCAGGUUCGAAUAUUGAAAAUAUAAAACAGUCCCAAAUUGGGCAUAUGCUGCUUUAUUUGUUUUCAAAUUUUCGAACAUAAACUCUAAAAUUCGCUCAGGGUCGUGUAGCCCUCAUAUUUAUAUAAUUCAUUAAUAUUUGCUCAUAGCUUUAUUGUAUUGUUUUCAGCAUUAUUUAUGGUAAUUUUUUUAUAUUCAAGACACAUGCUGCAUGUUAUUUUUUAUCAACUGUAUUUACUCACUUGGGUAUAUCUAGGUCAGAGCUUCUGCAAACCGAAAAUUUGCCAGUCUGGACCGAUAUUGACGGAGCCGGGCUGAUUUCAGGAACAGAAAAUGGAUAAAAAAUCAGUCUGAAAUUUGUUCAUUUAUUUUUCCUAUUUUCGAUCCAAAACUGUAAUUAAGUCAGUAAAAAUUGUAACACACAAACGUGGUUUGUCAUUCACACCCCAACAACAGUGACAAGGUCACAGCCAUCAGAUUACAGGUGUAUUGAUUUUCAUUAAUGUUCGGUUCAAAUAUUUAUUAUGUGCAUGUGUAUUUAUAUGAUUUGAAUUUCACUCAAUUAUUAAGUGUAUUUAAUUAAAUUGGAGGAAUAUAUAAAUAUGUGCUAAGAUGUUCAUAGACGGAUUGUUAUGGUUACUCUUGUGUAUCUAUAUUUUGAUUUUGAGAGUAAAUUAAUUUCUCGGGACUGUGUGAUUAAUUUCAUGGGAAUAUGUGAUUUAAAACAGGAAGGGAAAUUCACAUUUAUAUUUCAAUAAUUGACUUUUCACUUCCUGAACACAAAACUUAAGGUUUGCUUGUUUUUCUAUAUAAAUAUUAUAAACAAGUGUGAAACUGCAGUAAACAUUUCUUGUUGUGAAGUCCUUGAUUAUAAUCUUAAUAUUAAGAAUGCUUACUAGUAUUAUAAACAGGUUUUUUUAUUGAAGAAGAGCAUUUACAUGUAUAAAAAUUUAGUACCUAGUGAGUUAAAUACAGAUUAAACAAAUCCAGCAGAACAGGCCCCAUUUUCUCGAAACUUAUUAAGCUUAACAGACUUAAGUCGCUUAUUUCAAUUAGUCAAAAUAUAUACUUAUAUUGAAUUUUGAUAAAUGAAAAACGGUGUAUUGUAAAUAUCAUCAAGAUAAUUGCUAUCUAAAGUAUAAAAACUCUUAAAGAAGUUAAUAUUACGCAACUUUAUGAAAACCAAAAGUAAUGAGAUUAGCUUAAUCCUGUUAUAAGGGACUUAAGAAGUUUCCAGAAUUAGGGGCCAGGACUUUAAAACAAACAUUGGAAAGGCUUUGUUCUAAGAAUACAUUUUGACUAACAUAAAGUUGUCCUCAAAUGUCUCUUCAUAAACUCUAAAUAGUAUCUUACUUAUUUUAGAUUCUUAGAUUUUAUGCCAUGUUUUGUACAUGAACAUUCACUUACUUAACUCUCCCACAC